UUCCCCCCGUGGGACUCCCCGUUGGGGGAGUGGGGCCUUUCCCUGUUAAUUCUAACCCUCUGGUUUGGUGCAGGUCAACAAAGGGUGCCUCUAAGGCUCGUCGUGAUCUAAUCAAUGCUGAGCUUCAGACACUGCGCUCCCUGCUGCCCCUCUCUGCGCAGGAAAAGGAGCGGCUCUCCUACCUCCACACCAUGGCUCUGGUCUGUCUUCAGAUCCGAGGGUCACAGCUCUUUCCUCCAGGUCCAUGUACGCCGGCCAUUACCAAUGCUGUGAUGCCAGACCUGGAUCUGCUGUCCCUGCUGCCAGGGUUCAUCCUUGCUCUCUCUGCAGAUGGCAAGCUGGCCUACAUCUCUGAAAAUAUAACCCAGAUCCUGGGUUUCUCAGUGGUGGAGCUGCUAGCCCAGGGAGACUCAAUCUUUGACCUCCUGGACAACAGAGCACAUGAGACUGUGCAGAAGAAGCUGCAUGCUGCACAAGAACAGCCAGGCACUGAAAUUGCAUUUGUCAGUGAAAUGCGCACAUCCAGGUCCUUCCGAAUGAAAUAUGGAGGGAAUCGGACAGUGGCUGUGAGGGGGCGAUUUCUUGCUCUGAACAGAGUACCCACCUCCUCCAUUUUAACUUUUAUUGCUUUCUGCACUCCCAUCACACAAUUCUUGGAAGAUGGGCAUGAUGCAUCCAACGAUGUCCCAUUCUACAGCCAACACACAUUGAACAUGAGAGUCACUGAUGUUACAGAGAGUGUUGUUUAUCACCUUGGCUAUCGGAGGGAGGAGCUGAUUGGUCAAUCUUGGUACACUCUUGUACACCCAGAAGAUAUUGGUGUAGCAGCAGCCUUACAUGAGACUCUAGUGUGUGACCCUGGAAGCUGCCACCAGCACUUAAUGGUUCGCAUGCUAUGCAAGGACCUGAGCUGGGCCUGGAUGGGAAUCACAGCAUCAAGGGAGCAUGGAAGGGAGAUCAUCACCUGCAUUAAUGUCAGCCUCAGCGAGGAGGCAGCUCAACAUCUCCAGGGCCUGAAGCCGGGGCACGGAGCCGGCCCCGCAGCUGCACCCUGCCCGAGGCCCAGCGGCAGGCAGCGAGAGCAGGGGCCGCUGCCGAGGACGCUCAGCCCUUUCCCCCCGCGGGCGGCUGUGCCGAGCCCCGCGCCCGCCGCCGAGACUGGGCCGGCUCUUGCGCCGGGGGGCGCGCUCCUCCCCGCCGCCGCCCACAGGAGCCUUUACGAAGCUCUACCUAGCUCCGCCGCCCCGGCCCCAGUCCCCGGCCUGGCCGUGGGCUCCCCGCCGCCGCCCUGGGCGCUCAGCGCGUUGGCCGGGCACAUCCAGGCACUGGCCGACAGCCUGGCGCGCUACAGCCAGCUCCUGCAGCCCCACGCCGCGCCCAACCCGGAGCCCUGGUGGGACUGCAACGGCGCCGAGCCCACACUUAGCGCCCUCCUACAGCCCGCGCUGCCUGCCUCGCAUUGGGGCACCGCCGUCACCCACCCCAUAUAGAGCCGAGCGCACCCCUCGCUCUGCGCAUGCGCGAGUCUGUGCCGCGCUCCCAGCGCCAGCUCUGCAGCGCAUUUGCGUUAGUCCUAGCUGCGCACGCACCCCUUCCUCCCCCUGCUUCAGGUUGCGCAUGCGCUUCCUCCCACCGCGCCUUGCUGUCGGGGUGCGCAUAAGCUCUGCUCGCUUUGUUCUCCCCUUCCCCCCGCAUUCGCCACCCUUGUGACCCUAUCAGAGUGGCGGUUGCUGGGAGACGGGCCGGGGCCUGCUCGGCGUGCGGGCGGC
Messenger RNA from Alligator mississippiensis (American alligator), 1769 nucleotides. Its product is annotated as neuronal PAS domain-containing protein 4. Gene Ontology annotation, biological process: regulation of transcription by RNA polymerase II. Bases 192 to 1490 code for a protein of 432 amino acids. The record is from RefSeq and is a predicted model, not a curated record. The transcript is spliced from 7 exons. Lineage: Eukaryota; Metazoa; Chordata; Crocodylia; Alligatoridae. Gene Ontology annotation, molecular function: protein binding; DNA-binding transcription factor activity, RNA polymerase II-specific; RNA polymerase II transcription regulatory region sequence-specific DNA binding.